Messenger RNA from Paramisgurnus dabryanus, 2446 nucleotides. RefSeq names its product noggin 1 (gene nog1). NCBI's taxonomy places the organism in Eukaryota, Metazoa, Chordata, Actinopteri, Cypriniformes, Cobitidae. Gene Ontology annotation, biological process: osteoblast differentiation; dorsal/ventral pattern formation; negative regulation of BMP signaling pathway. The record is from RefSeq and is a predicted model, not a curated record.
UGAAAUGAAGAUAUUGAAUAUCUGUGAAAGAUUUCAAGCGUAUCGGAGAUGUCAGCUUUGCUGUGAUACCCAGUCUGAGCAAAAUACACCUUAUACCUUACAUUUCACAGUCUUUUCUUGCUGAAGUAAAUGAGUUGAAGUGUGAAUGUGAGAUGUAUCAUCUCUCUGUCUGCUUUAUGGGCAAUGGAACGGCUCUCCAUUAAAUGAUUCCUAAAGAGUGAGAGUUUGACAAUAGCUAGGACUUUACACAUCACGUUCUUGCUGGGAGGUGUGAAUUCUGGAUUAAUUUGGACAAUUUUUCACUUUCUAAUUCCCUCUGGCUCGAGUGCAGGAUAUUUAAUGUCAAAGAUAUAAAAAAAUCACACCUGUCUGUCUGUCUGUCACAUCUCAGUCUCAAGACAGAUAGAUUGAUGGACAGGUGGGCAGACAAAGAUAUGCUAAAUCCGUAUACAUUCCCAAACUGACACUCAAAGGUUUGAGCAUCACCAUGUUGGCCGCGCGUGGCCGACAGAGGGCGAAGCGCAUCCAAACCCCUGAACGCCUCCAGCCACGCCUCUCUUUCUUUCUGUGCGUGUGUGUGUGUGUGUUUUUGGAAGGAGGUGUCGGGGAAUCUCCUGCACAUAAACCCACCUUCAAAAAAAGAGCUGGAGUAUUACAUCACGGGGCCACGCGUGUAUAUAUGAGAGGCGCGCGCGUGAGAGAGGCAUUCCUAGAGUUUUUGCUCCAGAUGCGUCGCGUGCAGAACCUCAACGCGUGAUGCUGCGCACGGGACAUGCGAUUCUAAUGCAUUUAAUAGAUUUAAUGAAAACCACCGGUUUGGAGCGAUACGUGGACAUUUGAGACUGAGACAUCACCAGGGAUUGAUGAGUGAAAUUCUGCAUCUUCUGCAUAAAGUUUCCGUCUCCCGUUAUAUGGAUGGAUAGAUCAGCUGUCUAAGAGCUGAAACUCACGUGCACUUUGGAUUUGCUUUGCGUAAACGCUUUGGAAAGUUUCCUGGAGCGCACUUUCCCUUCGCGCGUCAUGAUGGAUCAUUCGCAGUGUUUGGUGGCCGUGUACCUGCUGCUGGUUUCUCUCGUUCAGUGUCAGCAUUAUUAUCUCCUCAGACCGAUCCCCAGCGACGCAUUACCACUGCUGGAGCUCAAAGAAGACCCGGACCCCAUCUAUGACCCACGGGAGAAAGAUCUGAACGAAACCGAGCUCAGGAGCGUCCUCGGAGACUUUGACAGCCGCUUCCUCUCCAUCGCGCCUCCACAGGACCGCUACACGGGCAACGAGGACGUGGACGAGCCGGAGAUGCAGCAGUACCCCACCGGACUCAUGCCCAAAGACAUCAGGGGUCUGGACUUUGACAUGCAGUGGGGCAAAAAGCGCAAAGCGAGUAAGAAGCUGAAGCGCAGGCUGCAGAUGUGGCUGUGGUCGUAUUCCUUCUGCCCGGUGCUUUACUCGUGGAAUGACCUCGGCUCACGGUUCUGGCCGCGGUUCGUCCGGGCUGGAAGCUGCUACAGUAAGAGGUCCUGUUCGGUUCCAGAGGGGAUGCUUUGUAAACCUGCCAAAUCCACGCAUAUCACGCUGCUGCGCUGGAGAUGCGUGCAAAGGAGAGGCGUGCUCAAAUGCGCGUGGAUACCCGUGCAGUAUCCCAUCAUAACGGAGUGCAAAUGCUCCUGCGCAAACUGAACACUUGUUUCACAAAAAAACUAAGAACUUGGAUCUAAUCUAUGUGUGGACAAAAAUAUAAAAACACUGAUACAGAUGCAAAUGACUGGACAAGUGAUGAAAAACACUGUUCAAUAUUUCUGGAUUUAUGAAGUUAAAAAUGUUAUAUUUUGAUAACUGUCAUGAACAAAUGCUUAACAGGACAGUAUACAUCUGAAUGUGAAUAGAUCUAUUUUUUCAUAUUUAUCCAAUGCAAAGUAUAUAUAUAGUAUAUAUAUAUAUAUAUAUAAUUGUCAUGCAAUUCAAUGUAUAUUAACUGAAGAUUUGUUAAGCAUUGUGCAAUGUAACAAAGUCUGUAAAUACAAUUUCAUGAAAGUGAUUCCCAUUCAUAUUUUAUGCACUAUGGUGUGUAUGAAUGUAUUGUAUAUGUCGUGCCAACAUGUUAGCUACUUGUAAAAAGCCAGUAUUAUGAGUACUACCCAGAGUCUACUGUAUUUGUGGAAAAUAUUGGUAACGUGUGUAUUUAUAUUGCAGAGAAUGGCCCGUAGAGCCUCUUCAGAUGUUUUAUAUAGUUUUCCACUCUUUGGAAGACGCAGAUGUGACGACCUCAAAAUUUAUUAUGGAUUUUCUUGUUUUUAUGUCUCACAAUAUGACGACGAUCUGUCCUGUAAAUUAAGAUGAACUGUUAUUUAUUCUUUAUAUUCAGAUAAUAAAAUAUCCAUAAAACUCCAGCAUGUUGUGCUUUUGUUUUAUAAGUCUUUGUUUCUUCCAUGACCCCCGUGAAGAAACUUCA